GGAUCCAUUUUUUCCAACGGCAGCCACUGAUCCCCUAUUAACACCGUCCUUGUUUGGCAACGUGAGCUGCACGUUCGACGGACAGGAUUUCUGUGGUUGGAUCAGUAACGAUACCGAACCGACCGUGUGGAGCAUUGCGCCGUCUUUUCCAACCGGCAAUUUAGUAGCCAUACUCACUUGUUCCCAAGUGCAAGGGGUAUUUGUCGCCGCUUACUUGAUUAGUCCGGUUAUUUUCUGCGAAGAAGGCUGCCAUUUUCAGCUGCGGUACAGAGCUUCCGAAGGAAAAGUAGUUCAACUGAAGCUAGCUUUGGUUUCUAACGCAACUCUCUCAUCGGUCGGAUUAUGGAACAGUGAACUUAACGAAUUUCCCAACUGGGAAACCGUUACGGUGAAUCUAUCGGACACCGAAUCGGCAUUGUGGAUGAUCCUGGAAGUGCGAAUUUUCGAAGAUAACUCAUUCAUCGAGAUGGACGAUUUCCAGCUAUACGACAACAACCUCGAUACCCUCUUGACCGACGAUAGUAAUCUCGAUAAAUCAGAGCAUUCAGCAACUGUUUACGGGAAUGUUUUGGGUGCAUUCGGCUUACUUUUUAUAUUAGCCGGGGUGGUCUGGUACAGCCGAUGGCAUUCAAAGCUGGAAUAUUACACGCGGAUAUCUUUUUGCGAUGUUCCAUUGUCUCUGCUUAAGGAAUUCGAACUACCUGCUAACUUACUAACCUUACUAGAUAAACCACUGGACGCCGUGGACAGUGGUAUGGAUAGCCGCUUUUGUCGCGUGGGACUUGCACGCGUCACAGCAGCCUAUCCGAAACGAUCACUGGAUGCCCACACACAGGUAGCGGUUAAAUUUCUGAUGGACAAACAUACACGAGACGACGAGCGGUGUUUCUUGGCGGAAAUGGCUACCUUCAUGCGGGCGGGCCGACACGACAACACUGUCAGUUUGGUUGGAGUGAUACUCAAAGGUCGUCCGAUGAUUGUAAUGGAGUACUGUGCAAAUGGAUGCCUACUGAAUUAUUUACACGACAAAAUCAAUUAUGCGCACAUCAAAGCAAACAACCCAACUGCAGACGAAGCUGAGUUCCAAAAUGAGCUGAGAAGUUUAUUAUGGACAAUAUACCAAGUGGCUAAAGGGAUGGAGUUCCUGUCCGGUCGUAAUAUCCUCCACCGUGAUUUAGCCGCUCGCAAUGUAUUACUGGACGAUAAUGCCAACGCAAAAAUCAGUGAUUUCGGCUUAGCCAGAGCGCACAGCGAAUACAUUCUACAACGUUCCAACGUAAAGUUGCCAUUGGGCUGGAUGGCCCCGGAAACACUCAUCUCCAUGGAAGGGCGCUACACUGAAAAGAGCGAUGUGUGGUCGUUUGGUGUUGUCGUCUGGGAGAGCUUUACGUUCGGCCAGCUGCCAUACACGGAUACGGAACACUUUCCCGAUGGACUAGAGAACCAGCUAGGCGUACUGCUCCAAUUCCUUCAAGAUGGCAAGCGGUUGACACUGCCGACUAUUUGCCCACGCUGGAUGUCGACAUUGGUGGCUGAAUGCUGGAAAUGGGAGUCCGUGGAGCGACCGGCUUUUAAGGACAUUGUGGUGGCCAUGCAUGCCUGCAUGGCGGAAUUAUAAUUGCUUGUGCAUUUUCAACAGCAUUAGAAUGAGGUCAAAACAAAAAUAUUUACACAGGCGGUGAUAAUUUCAAGGAAGUGACAAUGACUGU
Paramacrobiotus metropolitanus is the source of this 1709-nucleotide messenger RNA. Its product is annotated as mast/stem cell growth factor receptor-related protein Kit-like. The transcript is spliced from 10 exons. Gene Ontology annotation, molecular function: transmembrane receptor protein tyrosine kinase activity; ATP binding. The record is from RefSeq and is a predicted model, not a curated record. Lineage: Eukaryota; Metazoa; Tardigrada; Eutardigrada; Parachela; Macrobiotidae. Gene Ontology annotation, cellular component: signaling receptor complex. Bases 422 to 1618 code for a protein of 398 amino acids. Gene Ontology annotation, biological process: positive regulation of kinase activity; protein phosphorylation; multicellular organism development.